AGGCUUGUGCGCUUCCUGGUUCUGGACUGUCACAGAGAAGUCUGUGUGCUGCUGCGGGAGAGGGUGUGUACAGCUGUGUGUCUGCGUUACAAGAUGUGGCUGCUGGUAGCUGUUCUGGUUCUGGCCCAAGGCGUUGUGCAUUCGGUGGAUGUGUCAAGCAAAGUCCGAAGAGGAGCCGGAGACUUUAUCUAUAGAGCAGAUCCUGAAGCAUCAAUGAAUAUCAGUGAGUUGAUCACAUUUUGGGGAUAUCCGAGUGAAGAAUAUGAAGUGAUUACUGAAGAUUCCUAUAUCCUCAGUAUCAACCGAAUACCUCAUGGGAUCAAACGUUCAUCUCCAGUCCCUAAGCCUGUAGUAUACUUGCAGCAUGGCUUGCUUGCUGAUGGAAGUAAUUGGGUUACCAACCUUGCAAACAAUAGCCUGGGAUUCAUCCUGGCUGAUGCCGGCUAUGAUGUUUGGAUUGGAAACAGUAGAGGAAACACUUGGUCAAGGAAACACAGGACGUUGUCGCCCGAACAGGCUGAAUUCUGGGCUUUCAGUUACGAUGAGAUGGCUAAGGAAGAUCUUCCAGCGGUUAUCAACUUUAUUCUUAAAAAAACUGGCCAAGAACAAAUAUAUUAUGUCGGCCAUUCUCAAGGGACAACCAUUGGUUUUAUAGCAUUCUCAAGCAUGCCAGAGCUUGCCAAAAAAAUAAAGAUGUUUUUCGGUUUGGCUCCUGUGGCUACCAUCAAGUUUUCCAACAGUCCUCUUGCAAAACUAGGCUAUUUCCCAGAGUUCAUUGUCAAGGACCUGUUUGGGAAAAAGGAAUUUCUCCCGCAGACCUACUUCAUCAGGUGGCUUGCUACGCACUUGUGUACCCACGAGUUAGUGGACAAUCUGUGUGGCAAUAUCUUCUUUGUUCUCUGCGGAUUUAAUGAGAAGAACCUUAAUAUGACGCGUGUAAAUGUAUACUCUUCACAUUGUCCUGCUGGAACUUCGGUGCAGAACAUGAUUCAUUGGGGACAGGCUGUUAAAUCGGGAGAGCUCAAAGCCUUUGACUGGGGCUAUAAGGGGAAUAUAGCUCAUUAUAAUCAGACUACUCCUCCCUGUUACAGAGUGCGGGACAUGAAGAUCCCAACUGCUCUGUGGAGUGGCGGCAAUGACUGGCUGGCAGAUCGCAAAGAUAUUGCCAUGUUACUUACUCAAGUCAGCAACUUGGUCUACCACAAAGAAAUCCCAGAAUGGGAACAUCUGGACUUCAUCUGGGGAUUGGAUGCACCUUAUCGCAUGUACAACGAAAUCCUUGACUUGAUGAAAAAAUAUUUGUAAAACACGCUGCUAUCACGAAGGUGCCAAAUUGACUCUAAAACACAGUCGAAGCACACUGAACACCUUAAAAACCUCCUGGAUCCUGCUCUAGGGUUCACUUUACAUAUUGUGCCCUCUUUCUAGACAGCGAUUCUCAGGACUGCUUAGAAAUGAAUAA
This is a messenger RNA of Spea bombifrons (plains spadefoot toad), 1462 nucleotides long. Its product is annotated as lysosomal acid lipase/cholesteryl ester hydrolase-like. NCBI's taxonomy places the organism in Eukaryota, Metazoa, Chordata, Amphibia, Anura, Pelobatidae. The transcript has 10 exons. Gene Ontology annotation, molecular function: hydrolase activity, acting on ester bonds. The record is from RefSeq and is a predicted model, not a curated record. The coding region runs from base 94 to 1305 and encodes 403 amino acids.